AUGUCAUACGACUAUGCCGGCUAUCACCGUUAUCAACGCUUGUCCUAUGAUCAGCCACCACCCAGGUACAGGCGUGAACCCUACGGUCCGCCGCAACCUCACCGAAUGGGGUCUGUCCAGACACGCCUCCCCACUUAUUGGGAUCCGCCCCGACAACGAACCGAUAACUGUUAUCCACCACCGUAUCGUGAUCCAGGUAUGGUCCCGGAUUCAUACGUCGAGCCGCGAAACUCCUACGCCCGAUAUCGGCCGUGGCAGCCUCAAUAUCACCCUCGUCCAGCCACCAAAGCGGAGGACCCGAUUAACGCAAAGUUAGACCGCUUAUUGGAAGCAUUUGACAAGAUAGAUACUUGGUUCGAUGCCAAAAAUCGCCGGUUUAGCAAAUUCCGAACGUUACCGCAGCCCGAGCCUGAUCUUGAUCAGCCCCAUGUUUCUGCACCACUCCGAAAGAUGGCAUAUCCUCCAUCAAGAAAUAAUGAGGAUUCUUUUGGGCCUUCGCGUUUAGUCCCCAAUGAAUCAACGGCUCCACCAUGCUACCGCACCAAAUCCGAUCAAACCCCAGCGCGUCAGCCUUCGUGUUGGGAACCCCCUCUAAUGGCCACCCCUGCUGUAGACCAGAUCCACCAACCCUACCAGCCGCCACUGCCGCUGCCGCGAUCAAAUCACCCGCCGCAGUCGAGUCCAGCACAGCCCUUGGAGCUGCCACCCUAA
Salvia splendens (bonfire salvia) is the source of this 711-nucleotide messenger RNA. Its product is annotated as early nodulin-75-like. The record is from RefSeq and is a predicted model, not a curated record. Bases 1 to 711 code for a protein of 236 amino acids. NCBI's taxonomy places the organism in Eukaryota, Viridiplantae, Streptophyta, Magnoliopsida, Lamiales, Lamiaceae. The transcript has a single exon.